GGUAGGUGCCAGCUGGAUAGCUUGGCUACCUGUAGUUUCCCUACAUACCUAGGGAUGUAUUCUCUUAUCCACUUAAUACAUAAACCCAUAAAGCCAAUGAGAAAAGGAGUGACAAUAGACUUUCUUAAAUUGCAUCCCUUCUCUCCAUUGUUACGCCUGACGGGCUUGUAUAACUCACAAACUCCUAAGCUUACCCGACUAUCCAAUGCUUCGAUCCAGGCACACAGCCCGUCACCGCUAUAGCUUCUGACAAGCUACGUUUUUGUGCUCCUCGAGAAACAUUCGAAAACUAUUCGACAUACGACACCUAGGCCCUGCUUAGGCCAGGUCGUCAUGAAUAUGAAUACGGCUACUGUCUCUAUGGCGGUUACGCCGACCGUCUUGUCGACGUUUUUGUCUCACUAUCUGAAUCGCAGGCCAUUACGCCAGCGACCGACUGCCCAUCUAUCGUAUGACGAAGGCUUACACCUUAUACGGUCCUUCCUUACAUUCGCGUCGCACCACACCAUUGAGGAACUACAGGCUUUCACUUCGCAGUGGGUGCCUCAUCCCCAAUGGGUUAAAGUGGACCAAGUUGAGAUCCCCGAGGAGAGGCUUGUGGAGGCUGCCGGCGUCAUACAAGAACAACUAGGGCCAGAUGGUAUCAAGAAAGUCGGCGGUCAGAAUUGGUGGCAAUGGCGGAAGCCCAAGAGCCCUCUUCAGGCGGAAUGGAUAGAGAUGAAGGCUGACUAUCACGAGCGUAAGAAGGCUAGUGAUCCGGGCCGACGAGUUAUGCUAUAUGUCCAUGGAGGUGCCUAUUUCUUUGGGAGUGUCGAUGAACAUAGGUACCAGAUGCAACGACAUGCUCGGAAGCUGAAGGCUAGGGUUUUUGCUCCCGAGUACCGGCUAGCUCCUCAAUUCCCUUUUCCUUGCGGGCUUCAGGAUUGCUUAGCAGCAUACCUAUAUCUGCUUGAAACCCAAGAUCCAACCACAAUCAUCUUGGCCGGAGAUUCUGCUGGAGGCGGAAUGGUCAUGAGCAUGCUGAUUAUCAUGAGGGACAGGUAUAUCCCUCUUCCAGCUGGUGCCAUUCUCAUUAGCCCUUGGGUGGACUUGACACACUCUUUCCCCAGCGUUUCGGGCGACUGCCCUCUCGACUACAUCCCUCAACACGGGUUUCACCACAAACCAUCAAAGGCGUGGCCUCCUUUAAACGCGGAUGAAUAUGCCUUAUUAAAGGAACAGGUAGCCAAAAACACGAAGUUGGGCACAACUAAAUUGAUGAAGCAGGAAUCAGUGGAAACGAAGCAACUCCCCCAAGAUCUUGCUCAACUAAAUGUGGGAAAGGGAGAAGAUGCUGAUAAUAGCAGUCUUGCCGAAACAGGGUUCAUCUCGGUUAAUCUUGAUGGGAAAGAGGUUAAACUCAAAGACCAGAUUCAGAUGUAUACGACUAACGAGCUUUUGUCGCAUCCUCUGGUCAGCCCUGUGAUGCAACCUAGCCUUGGUGGGUUACCGCCUCUGCUCAUUAUGACAGGGGGCGGAGAAAUCCUCCGAGACGAGCAAAUAUACUUGGCACAUAAAUGCGCAAAUCCUUCCAAAUAUCCACCUCCGGACUCCGCGAUGGAUGAUGUGGCACGAGAACAACUAAAUCGCUACAAACCUACCGAUGUACAGCUGCAAGUCUGGGACGAUCUAUGUCAUGUUGCGCCAACGCUCAGUUUCACCAGACCAGCAAAAUAUAUGUAUCGUUCGGUAGCACAGUUUGGUGCCUGGGCUUUGGCUAGGGCCCAGAAGACCGAGAUCGACAUUCUCGAUGACGAUUCUAUUUCGGUUAUAUCAAGUUCCAGUUCCGUUUAUAGUUCCGAUGCCGGCACUGCGAAUAGAGAAGCUAGGGAAGAAGUUCAAUCUGGGGAAGGCCCCAAAGCUGAAGUAGGAAAAGCUGGGGACCCCUUGCCACCUUUCAAGAACCACAUGAUCCGUCAGCGUGUUAGUCGUCAUGGUAUUAUUACCCCCUUGGCAGCCCCUAGCGAGUUACCCGGUUGUACUAUGGAUCGGAAUGAUAUUGGUGUCGUCAAGGAAACUCCAGUACGAAGAUGGCUCGAAACACGCUCUCAAUGGGAUAAACGCUUCGGGAGUGUCCGUGCUAAAAUUCACAAACGACGCCUUAAGGAGAUGGCCGCGGGAUAUGUAGGCUUCGACGGAGAAAUACCACCCCCAGCCGCUCUUGCUAGCAGACGUAAGCCAGGCGAGGACCUAAAAGAGAAGAAGAAGACCAAGAGCAUGGGUCUUGCACUGUGGUCUCUCUGGGGCUCUAAACAUGACGAAGCUACUGUGCAUCGGGAACACGGAGUUGACAAACCUGGGGUUAAGUAUGCCACCACGGAAGAAGGAGAAGGAGCCCGCUCCCCGUCUGAUAUUAAGCUGCAGGAGGACGGGGCUGCCGACAAGGAAGUGACACGCAAACGAAGUCGGUCAAAAACAAAAACUGUUAGGGACGAGAGUCAGGUUGCAGAAGACGAUGGUGCUCACGAGGACACUCCUAUAUCUGUGCUUAUGGCUAUAAGACAAGAAAAGUCCAGACAAGCCGAUCAGCCGCCCUCGGCCGGAAGUAAUAUGCUCAAGCCAGAUUAUGUUCCAGAUACAGGCGUUACGGGCAAGCGUCCUACCGUCUGCGGUAUUGCCGUACCAUUCAGUCUUGAUAAAGAAGCCGAAACUGCUAGCAUGAUCACGUUGACUUCAGCACUAGACCAGCCAAGUCGAGCCGCAAGUCCGACACCGCUGAACCCGCAGACUCGUGCUAUGGCAUCUACCAGUGCUGCUGUCGUCGCCGCUAUUACCGACAAAGCAAAGGAUGAGGUUAUCGAUCCCGAAGCAGUAAAGAAAGCAGGAUCUACGACCACCAACUCAGCACGAGCCUCCAUUGUUGUCUACAGCGAUGAGAUAGACAACCUUUGGAACGCUAAAGCCCCAAGUAUGGCUACUACACCAUUCACCGAGAAUGGUGAUGCAAAAGGAGUUUACGCUACUGCACCGACGACACCGCUGGUCACUAUCGACGGGGCCCCUCCUGCCACCGAACGUCCCCCGUUGGAGUCAUUCGUUAGUGCGCAGGAAGAUCUACCUACGAAGAAAUAGUUAAUUUGUAUUUUCGGAAGUUGGGGAUUCAGGGAAAAACGGGAUACAACUAUAUACCCAGAUCAUAUCUCAUUUGUCAGACUCAGGACAGUGUGCAUGCCAUUUAUUUACUAUGUCUUUUUAUAUACCCUCGUUUAAAUCUUAUUCAUACCUAGGAUUGGGAAUUGAAUUCUUGCAGUUGCGGGAUUGGAAGCGGUUUUGAAUUUGAGGUGUUAUGCUUCAUGUCAUUUUCUAUAAUUGGUAUAAUACAGAUUCUACA
Molecule: messenger RNA, 3370 nt
Organism: Annulohypoxylon truncatum
Lineage: Eukaryota; Fungi; Ascomycota; Sordariomycetes; Xylariales; Hypoxylaceae
Product: alpha/beta-hydrolase
Exons: 3
Coding region: 334-3111 (925 amino acids)
Molecular function (GO): hydrolase activity
Source: RefSeq, a predicted model, not a curated record